This is a messenger RNA of Grus americana (Whooping crane), 8352 nucleotides long. It is a transcript of the gene AFDN, whose product is annotated as afadin, adherens junction formation factor. The record is from RefSeq and is a predicted model, not a curated record. The transcript is spliced from 35 exons. Gene Ontology annotation, molecular function: cell adhesion molecule binding. NCBI's taxonomy places the organism in Eukaryota, Metazoa, Chordata, Aves, Gruiformes, Gruidae. The coding region runs from base 550 to 6330 and encodes 1926 amino acids. Gene Ontology annotation, biological process: signal transduction; regulation of protein localization. Gene Ontology annotation, cellular component: adherens junction.
CGGGAGCGAGGGGAGGGGAGGCGGCGCCCUCCUGAGGCGCGCGGCCGCCGCCGGGAGGUGACGGCCGCCGGGAGCGCGCGCGCGCCCCGGGAGAAGGAGGGCGGGCGGCCAGGCGGGGGCGCGCACGGGACGGUGUGUGAGGGAGCGAGCGAGGGGAGGGCGAUACCGGGGCGGAGAAAGGCGGCAGCGGCGGCUUCGCUCGGCUCAGGGCAGGCGAGCGGGGACAGACGCUGCCGAGCCGGGAGACACAGCAGCCGACGACGACGACUCGGGGCAUCCUUCCUGCUCUUCUCCGCCCCCUCCCCGCCCUUCCCCCUUUCUCUUUCUCUCCUUCCCCGCUGUCCUCCGGGGCCGAUCGCUAUCGGCGGCGCGAUCCCGGGGCGUUUCCGCGGCGCCCGUGCCGGCAGCGGCUGAGGGGAGAGUCGGCCCCUCCCCUCCCAGCCGGGACUGAGGGACCCCCCGCUCCGUCCCCGCCUCCCCCCCCCUCGCCGGGGCUCGGCGGAGAGGGCCCGGCCCCGGCUCGGCUCCCCGGCGGCGGGCUCGGCGAGGAUGUCGGGCGGCGGCGGCAGCCGGGAGGAGGAGCGGCGCAAACUCGCCGACAUCAUCAACCACUGGAACGCGAACCGGCUGGACCUGUUCGAGAUCAGCGACCCCACCGAGGAUCUGGAGUUUCAUGGAGUAAUGAGAUUCUACUUUCAAGACAAAGCAGCUGGAAAUUUUGCAACAAAAUGUAUCCGUGUCUCUAGUACUGCCACAACUCAAGAUGUGAUAGAAACUCUUGCAGAGAAGUUUCGACCAGACAUGCGAAUGUUGUCAUCCCCUAAAUACUCACUUUAUGAAGUGCAUGUCAGUGGAGAAGAAAGAAGAUUAGAUGUAGAUGAGAAGCCUCUUGUUGUACAAUUAAACUGGAACAAAGAUGAUCGAGAGGGAAGAUUUGUUCUCAAGAAUGAAAAUGAUACACUUCCUCCAAAGAAGGCUCAGAGUAAUGGCCCUGAAAAACAAGAAAAAGAGGGAGUAAUUCAGAAUUUCAAACGAACUCUCUCAAAAAAAGAAAAAAAAGAAAAAAAGAGGCGUGAAAAAGAGGCAUUGCGACAAGCAUCUGAUAAAGAUGACAGACUUCUUCAUGGGGAUGAUAUCGAGAAUUCUCGCCUUGCAGCUGAGGUUUACAAAGAUAUGCCAGAGACCAGCUUCACUCGCACAAUAUCUAAUCCCGAGGUGGUUAUGAAACGUCGGCGACAGCAAAAACUAGAGAAGAGAAUGCAAGAAUUUCGCAGUUCUGAUGGCAGACCAGACUCAGGUGGGACACUGAGAAUUUAUGCAGACAGUUUAAAACCAAAUAUACCGUACAAGACAAUCCUGCUGUCCACUACGGAUACUGCAGACUUCGCGGUUGUUGAAGCACUGGAAAAAUACGGACUGGAGAAGGAAAAUCCGAAGGAUUAUUGUAUUGCUCGUGUCAUGCUGCCUCCUGGUGCUCAGCACUCUGAUGAUAAAGGUGCUAAAGAAACUAUUCUUGAUGAUGAUGAGUGUCCACUGCAGAUAUUCAGGGAGUGGCCUAGUGAUAAAGGAAUACUAGUCUUUCAGUUGAAAAGGCGACCUCCUGAUUAUGUCCCAAAGAAAUCCAAGAAAAUAGCUGAUGGAAAGCCAUUAAAGGGGAAGGAAAGAGUUGACGGGUCUGGCUAUGGCUCUUGCCUUCCUCCUGAGAAACUACCAUACCUGGUAGAAUUAAGCCCAGGGAGAAGGAAUCACUUUGCCUACUACAACUAUCACGCUUAUGAAGAUGGUUCUGACUCCAGAGAUAAGCCAAAGCUCUAUCGUCUACAAUUAAGUGUCACUGAAGUUGGAACUGAAAAAUUUGAUGAUAAUUCCAUUCAGUUAUUUGGUCCAGGAAUUCAGCCUCAUCAUUGUGACCUCACUAAUAUGGAUGGAGUUGUUACUGUAACCCCAAGAAGCAUCGAUGCCGAAACCUAUGUGGAAGGUCAGCGUAUUUCAGAAACCACUAUGCUGCAAAGUGGAAUGAAGGUUCAGUUUGGGUCAUCUCAUGUAUUUAAGUUUGUGGAUCCCACUCAGGACCAUAUUAUUGCUAAAAGACCUAUUGAUGCAAGUCUUAUGGUCAAAGGUCCAAGACACAAAGCUGGAGCUGUUCAGGAAACCACAUUUGAUCUGGAGGGAGAUGUUCACAGUGGAACAGCAUUACCAGCAAGCAAGAGCACCAGCAGGCUUGAUGGUGACAGGACAUCAUCAGCAUCCAGCACAGCCGAACGAGGAAUGGUGAAGCCGAUGAUUAGAAUAGAACAGCAGCAAGAUUACCGCAGACAGGAAAGCAGACCUCAGGAUACCCAUGGACCAGAACUGAUACUACCUGCCAGUAUUGAAUUCAGGGAAAGUUCUGAAGAUGCCUUCUUAUCUGCCAUUAUAAAUUACACAAAUAGCUCGACAGUUCAUUUUAAGCUGUCACCUACAUAUGUUUUGUAUAUGACAUGUCGGUAUGUAUUGUCAAGCCAGUACAAACCUGACAUCACUCCUACUGAGCGUACUCACAAAGUCAUUGCAAUAGUCAACAAGAUGGUGAACAUGAUGGAAGGAGUUAUACAGGAGGUAGACCAGGUUGAUCAGAAGCAGAAGAAUAUUGCCGGGGCACUUGCCUUUUGGAUGGCAAAUGCAUCUGAAUUACUGAACUUCAUAAAGCAAGACCGAGAUCUUAGCCGAAUUACUGUGGAUGCACAAGAUGUUUUGGCACACUUGGUUCAAAUGGCAUUCAAGUACCUGGUUCAUUGUCUGCAAUCAGAGCUUAAUAACUACAUGCCAGCGUUCCUUGAUGAUCCAGAGGAAAAUAAUCCUCAGAGGCCUAAAAUAGAUGAUGUGCUGCAUACGUUGACUGGAGCUAUGUCCCUGUUGCGACGAUGUAGAGUGAAUGCUGCUCUGACUAUACAGCUCUUCUCCCAGUUGUUUCAUUUUAUCAACAUGUGGCUUUUUAACAGAUUAGUUACAGCCCCAGAUUCAGGGUUAUGUUCACAUUAUUGGGGAGCUAUUGUUCGUCAACAGUUGGGCCACAUUGAAGCCUGGGCAGAAAAACAGGGUUUAGAAUUGGCUGCGGAUUGCCACCUGAGCAGAAUAGUGCAGGCAACCACAUUGCUUACCAUGGACAAAUAUUCACAUGCAGAUGUUCCAAAUAUUAACAGUACUUGCUUUAAGCUGAAUUCUCUGCAGCUACAAGCUUUGUUGCAGAAUUAUCACUGUGCUCCGGAUGAACCACUCAUCCCAACAGAAUUGAUAGAGAAUGUAGUAACUGUUGCAGAAAAUACGGCUGAUGAACUUGCUCGCAGUGAUGGCCGAGAAGUCCAACUAGAAGAGGAUCCUGACUUACAGCUACCUUUUCUUUUACCAGAAGAUGGCUAUUCCUGCGACGUUGUCAGAAAUGUUCCAAGUGGUUUACAAGAAUUUUUAGAUCCACUCUGUCAGAGAGGUUUUUGUAGACUAACACCUCAUCCACGGUCACCAGGCACAUGGACAAUAUACUUUGAAGGUGCAGACUAUGAAAGUCACCUGUCACAUGAGAAUGCUGAACUAGCUCAGCCUUUGAGGAAAGAACCUGAAAUUAUCACUGUAACACUAAAAAAACAAAAUGGAAUGGGCCUGAGCAUUGUUGCUGCCAAGGGUGCUGGUCAAGACAAACUUGGAAUAUAUGUCAAGUCUGUUGUGAAAGGAGGUGCUGCAGAUGUGGAUGGUCGUCUGGCUGCAGGGGAUCAGUUGCUCAGUGUGGAUGGUCGAAGUUUGGUGGGCCUCUCCCAGGAAAGGGCAGCAGAACUUAUGACUAGGACAGGUUCUGUAGUAACACUAGAAGUAGCAAAACAAGGAGCAAUUUACCAUGGUCUGGCAACCCUGCUUAAUCAGCCAUCCCCAAUGAUGCAAAGAGUUUCUGACCGCCGUGGCUCAGGUAAACCUCGACCAAAGAGUGAAGGUUUUGAGCUGUAUAAUAACUCCACUCAAAAUGGGUCACCUGAGAGCCCUCAGCUGCCGUGGACAGAGUACAGUGAGCCAAAGAAGCUGCCGGGGGAUGAUAGAUUAAUGAAGAACAGAGCCGAUCAUCGCUCCAGUCCCAAUGUAGCAAAUCAGCCUCCAAGCCCCGGGGGAAAGAAUGCUUAUGCAUCUGGAACUACCACCAAAAUAACCUCAGUCUCUACUGGAAAUCUUUGUACAGAGGAACAGACUCUGCCCCCACGACCUGAAGCUUAUCCCAUCCCAACACAGACCUAUACUAGAGAAUAUUUCACAUUCCCAGCUUCAAAGUCCCAGGAUCGAAUGGGUCCGGCUCAAAGUCAGUGGCCAAAUUAUGAAGAAAAACCACAGAUCCAGGCAGAAAGUAAUCAUUCCAUCAAUACUACAAUGCAGCGCGUAGCUCGUUCCCAGGAAGAACUCAGAGAUAAAGUUUUCCAGCCAGAGAGGAAUCGUUUGGAAGUUGUUAUACGGAAGGAUGUAGAGUACAUCGAUCGGAAGUCAGACAGCGAUCAGUGGAUGAAUUCGUCUGUGGAUUCUAGCACAUCUAGCCAAGAACACCUGAACCAUUCAUCCAAACCGGUCUCGCCUGGUUCUUGUUUAACUAAAAGUGGACCUGGCCGUUGGAAAACUCCAGCUGCUAGCCAGCCGACUCCAGUGGCCAUUUCCCAGCCCAUCAGAACAGAUCUUCCUCCACCACCACCACCUCCUCCAGUGCAUUAUGCAGCUGAAUUUGAUGAACUACAAAUGGAAUUGCCUCUGCCUCCCCCCCCUCCUCCAAAUCAGAUAGGAGCACAAGCAUCCUCCCAGGUAGCUGCUGCUGAGCGUAAAAAAAGAGAAGAGCAUCAGAGGUGGUAUGAAAAGGAAAAGGCACGUUUGGAAGAAGAACGAGAAAGGAAACGUCGUGAGCAGGAGAGAAAACUGGGCCAAAUGCGUUCUCAGCCACUAAUUCCUACUCAGCCUGUGGUUCCUCCUGUUUCCCUUCAGCAAGUGAAAUCAGAAAAAUCUUCAACUUUGCAGAGGUCUCAAGAAACAGUCAUUCGAGAGUUGCAGCCCCAGCAGCAGCCUCGGACUAUUGAGCGGAGAGAUCUGCAGUACAUUACUAUCAGCAAGGAAGAACUGUCAUCUAGUGAUAGCCUCUCUCCAGAUCCCUGGAAACGGGAUGCCAAGGAGAAACUGGAGAAGCAGCAGCAGAUGCACAUUGUGGACAUGCUGAGUAAAGAGAUUCAGGAGCUUCAGAACAAGCCUGAUCGUACAGCGGAAGAAAAUGACCGCCUCCGCAAACUCAUGCUUGAGUGGCAGUUCCAAAAGCGACUCCAAGAAUCAAAGCAAAAGGAUGAAGAUGAUGAUGAAGAGGAGGAUGAUGAUGUGGAUACUAUGCUCAUCAUGCAGCGACUGGAGGCAGAAAGAAGAGCAAGGCAGACUGCUGUGCCAGCAAUCUCUGUUCUAGAUUUGUUACAGGAUGAAGAACGCAGACGGCAGCAACAGUUGGAAGAAAUGCGCAAACGGGAAGCGGAAGACAGGGCCAGGCAGGAGGAAGAGCGCCGACAGCAAGAGGAGGAGCGGACCAGAAGAGAGGCUGAAGAAAAGAGGCGACAGGAAGAGGAGUAUUACAGUCGCUUAGAGGCCGAAAGGCGCAGGCAGCACGAUGAAGCAGAACGAAGAUUACUGGAACCUGACGAGCCUGGUCUGUACAGACCUCCGCUUCCACGGGAAUAUGAACUCCCAUCCCCAACCCCUUCAUCUAACGCUCCUCCUCCCCCACCUCAGCGAAACACCUCUUACCUCAAAACACAGGUCCUCUCCCCUGACACGAUUUAUACUGCCAAGUUUGUUGCAUACAAUGAUGAUGAUGAUGAGGAGGAGGAUUCCAAUCUAGCAGGUCAGGAUAAGUACUCCAGCACAAGAAAAUCUUAUGGUGACUUUCCUCCUGCCACCCUUAAGCCACAGCAGCCCUCCCGCCAGCCUCGCCCAGUUUCAGAUGGCCUCUUUCUGUCCAACUCAUUCCAGUCAUCUCCAGUCAAUGCCAACAGUACUACUGUCAAAAAAAGCCAGCCCCUGCCCCCACCAAACAAACCGAGUUUCCUCCAUGCCAGCAGCUCUAAAGGAAUAAAUUCAUACACUGGAUCAGGAGCAGCUGUUGGGGCCCAUGAAGUUUAUCGGGAUCCAAGAGACAAAAGAUCUAAAAGUCAAGAUACAGAUUUACCUGGAGCACCAGAAAACUUGACAUUCAGGGAACGCCAACGACUUUUUUCACAGGGUCAGGAUGUAUCCAAUAAAGUAAAAGCUUCUAGGAAAUUAAUGGAACUGGAAAAUGAGUUGAACACAAAGUAAGAUUAAAGCACCUUAUCAGAUGUAACUGAAGAUCUCUAAAUUGAGGGAUUGAGAUGGGGGGCACACUACUAAUGAACAGAAAAUGAAUGUUUUCUGAAAGGAGUGACUUUGAUUCCUCUAUAUCUAAGACUGUUAAUUAAGAUUUAGAGAUGUUGCAAUAGCAAGAAAACUGAUUACUUUGCCAGGAGCUUGUGGUUUAUACAAUGAAAGCACUGUAAAAUUUUAAGAUAUGAAUCACGUGAAGGUAACUUUUUUUCUCUUUCUGUUUUGGGGGUUAAGUUCUUGUGCACCAGACCAAGUAGCACUUGUCAAAGAUAAGUUCUGUUUCCUGGUGUUUUACAGACACACUUUUGUUUUAGCUGCUGAGCAGAGAGAGUGAGAAUAGCUUGAACUGCCUAAACUGAACUGUGCACUAGAAAUUAGUAUUUUAGGUUGUUAAAGAAGUCAAUAUCUGGGCCACCUUAAAUAAGGCUUUAUAUGCAAGUUUGACAUACUGUAUGGUGUUCAUCCAAUGAUCAGCAUAUCAAUACAGAUCUUACCAUUACUUAGUACUGGAAUAACACACAUUCUGUAGGUAGAGCCUUGGGAUAAAAACAUUUCUAGUCCUAUGUAUUUGUUGGGUCUAAAAUGGUUGCGUAAGAAUUUAUCUGUAGUUAUGGAAAAGUCUGAAUGUCAAUGCAUCCCUACUACGUGUGCUUCAGACUUACAAAAAUGUGAAGAUAAAACCUUUGGAUAAUUGUUUUAUUAAAAAUUACGUAAGCAAUAGAUAGUAGGUUACACUAGUGGCCCUUCAUCGGUUAGGACCAAAAUGUUAGUACUGUGUUAAAGGUGAUUCAGUUCCAAGGUGAGCAGAACAGAUACGUAUGUUUUCUAAGGAAGGUAGAUUAGAAGUUAUUAGGCAAUUAGGCAAGGAACAGUAUUGAUAAGUCUGCUAUUAUCAAUUUAGCAAUAUCUUUUUCUUUUUUUUUUUUUCCUGUGGAGAAGUGAACUGGCAUAUUAGUGUGAAGCAUCAAAUCCAAUACCACUGGCUGGGAGUGAGAAAGUUAGUGAGUCGUUCACAGACUUGGUGCGCUGGCAACCAACCAUCUCUGCGCGUGCUGAGGAAGCAGCAGCGCUAGUGAGCUGCUCUUUAGUCUAGCUGGCUUUACUGACAUCCUGUUACUGUUGUACUGAAAAUCUUAUUGGCAGUUCAAGCUAUUUUUUCACACUGUAAUAGCCUUAUUUAAUUUUAAAUUGUUAAUCUUUUUUCCUCCCACUAUUUCUUCAGCUGUACAUAUGUGGCUGAUGAUGUUGGGAAUAAGGACCUCAUCAGAGUUUUUUUCUCAUUGUGUGAUGUUAAGACAAUAUAUAUUGUGAUUCCAAACAAAUUUUCUAUUUGACAAAGCCCUUUACUGGCUUUAGAUGAUUUUUUUUUCCUGUAUCAUAUUGUUCUCUUAUAAAUAUAUAUUUAGGGAAUUGUGCACACUUCCAAAUACAAAGGGGUAGACUUUCACUGCCUUAGGAAAGAAAUCACUUUUAAUAAGAGUUGUAUGAUAAAUAAAUGCAAGUUAAUGAAAAUCGGAGUGUAAAUAUUUUUUACGUAUUUCAGGUUUCUUAUUUGAAAGUGUGCUUUUACCGUUUCACCUGUUAAAUAUGAAGUAGAAGAUUAAACUGGUUCAAAGUGUUAAUGAAGGAUCUGCAUGCUUGCUAUGUCUGUUAAUCAGGAAAAGCAAGCCUCUCCCAAUUUAUCUUGAGAACACUAGCAGCCUUACAGUGACAAAUUUUUCUUAAGGAAAAAAACCUUAUGCUGUGGCUGAAUUACUGUUGCUGCUAGAAUCUGAAAAAGGCUUAGCAAAAAAUACCUAUAACCUUCAGUCGAGUGGAUUUGGCCGCUAUUGGGCAUUCGGGUCAAGUGUGAAUAUGUGUAAAAGUGCUUUUCAUAUUUGUCUGUGCAUUAUUAUGAAAAACAUCAAAACUGCUGUAGUUUCCCAUUUCUACUGUAUUUCACUUGCAACCUAUUUUUAAUAAAGUUUGUAUUGUAUU